AAAUAAAGAUGAACUAAAAUAAAAAUUUUGAAGAAAACAAAACAUUCGAUUUGGAGCAAUGUUAGGGUUUCUCUUGAAUUAAAGCUUUCUUUCUUUCUUUUUUACAUUCAUUUUGUGAAUUCUCAGAAAAUGAACACUGUCGUAGCAACUUUUCGCGGGAAUUUUAGCCCCUCCACGUACUUCAAUACUUGUUGUGAUGCUGGCGCGCGGCCAUUUCUAGCUUCCUCCAUUGUUCCUCGAUUGAAACGGCACCGGCAGAGUGAUUUCAAGUUGUACAGAGUCUCCAGGUUUUCUGGAAAGAGGGAGAUUGUUUGUAGAAUGACGGAGACACAGGCCGAACCUGAUAGCAAUGACAAUGAGGAAAGGAAAGCACAUGAAGAUGGAGAGUCUGCACAAGCCAUGGACUCCCCUGGUGAAAAUGACUCCCAGCCCGACUCCCAGCCGGUAGUUGUGAAUCAAAUAAAUGGUAGUGGUCAAGAACGUAAUGCUGAAAGUGGCACCCAGAAACAGGAUGAUGAUGUCGAAGUUGCCAGUGGAUCGCCUUUGCCAGGUGUGAAGCCACGGCAACUGGACGAAUCAUUCAGGAUCCCAAAGGAAACAAUUGAUAUUCUUAAGGAUCAAGUAUUUGGCUUUGAUACUUUUUUUGUGACAAGUCAGGAGCCAUAUGAGACUGGAGUUUUGUUUAAAGGAAACUUGCGGGGGAAGCCUGCUAUAAGUUACGAAAAGAUAACAAACAGGCUGCAGAAUAAAUUUGGCGAUCAGUAUAAGCUUUUCCUUCUUGUUAAUCCAGAGGACGAUAAACCUGUUGCAGUUGUAGUUCCACGAAAGACCUUGCAACCAGAGACAACAGCGGUCCCUGAGUGGUUUGCAGCUGGGGCUUUUGGACUGGUUACAGUUUUUACCCUACUUCUGCGCAAUGUGCCUGCAUUGCAGUCCAACUUAUUAUCAACCUUUGACAAUCUGAACUUGUUAAAGGAUGGACUGCCUGGAGCUCUUGUAACUGCACUUAUUCUGGGGAUACAUGAACUUAGUCACCUGCUAGUUGCCAAAAACAAUGGUGUUAAGCUUGGGGUACCAUACUUUGUUCCAAGUUGGCAGAUAGGCUCUUAUGGUGCUAUUACAAGAAUCAUAAACAUUGUACCAAAACGUGAAGAUCUUCUGAAGGUUGCAGCAGCAGGACCUUUGGCUGGGUUUUCUUUGGGUCUUGUUCUAUUUCUUUUGGGUCUUGUCUUACCACCUAGUGAUGGUAUAGGUGUUGUAGUUGAUGCUUCUGUUUUCCACGAAUCAUUUCUCGCUGGCGGUAUUGCAAAGCUUCUUCUUGGCGAUGUGCUUAAGGAAGGCACUCCCUUAUCUGUCAACCCACUUGUGAUAUGGGCAUGGGCUGGACUUCUUAUCAAUGCCAUUAACAGCAUCCCUGCUGGAGAACUUGAUGGUGGGCGAAUUUCUUUUGCCAUAUGGGGGAGAAAGGCCUCAGCUCGCUUCACGGCUGUGUCACUCGCGCUUCUUGGGCUAUCCUCCUUGUUUAGUGAUGUUGCAUUUUAUUGGGUAGUCCUCAUCUUCUUCUUACAAAGGGGGCCAAUUGCUCCGCUCUCUGAGGAAAUCACAGAUCCUGAUGAGAAAUAUGUUUAUCUUGGAGUUUUAGUUUUGCUUUUAGGAUUGCUGGUAUGCUUGCCAUACCCCUUCCCUUUCACAGAAGCCAUUGCAGAUUUCUAGUGACAGGUUCCAUUAAUAACCACUAGAGGCUGUCCCAUAGAAUUCUAAGAGUCCAAGCUAUUAGACAUUUUUCAGAGAAGCUCUAAUAUACUUGGCUUGUGAUGUAGAUACCAUAUAUUUGACAUUUUUAUUGCAUGAAUAAAUUCAUAUAUGUGGAUUUAUGCA
Molecule: messenger RNA, 1878 nt
Organism: Tripterygium wilfordii
Lineage: Eukaryota; Viridiplantae; Streptophyta; Magnoliopsida; Celastrales; Celastraceae
Product: probable zinc metalloprotease EGY2, chloroplastic
Exons: 12
Coding region: 130-1713 (527 amino acids)
Biological process (GO): proteolysis
Source: RefSeq, a predicted model, not a curated record